Dictyostelium discoideum AX4 is the source of this 1776-nucleotide messenger RNA. RefSeq lists its product as hypothetical. Lineage: Eukaryota; Evosea; Eumycetozoa; Dictyosteliales; Dictyosteliaceae. The transcript has a single exon. The coding region runs from base 1 to 1776 and encodes 591 amino acids. The record is from RefSeq and is a predicted model, not a curated record.
AUGUUUGAAAUUAAUAACAAUAAUAAUAGCAAUAUUAAAAUAAUUAAAAGUAAUAUAAUUUUUAAAAAGAUAUUAGAAUAUUGUUGGGAACAAGAUGAUUUAAAGAAAUUAUUCCAUUGGAGUAAUCAUACAAAACUUGAAGAUCCUUCAUUUGGAGAUUUAAUUAAACAUACUCAAAUUAGAGAGGCAACAAAAUGGAAAUUAAGUUUAAUGAGAGUAUCAUAUCAAUUUUUAACAAUAAUUUUAUCAAAUUUUGAGUUUAAUCUUUCAAAUUCAAAGUUUUUUCAACUUUUAGCUGAAAAAGAGAAUCAACAAUCACUUGAUUCACAUUCUGAAAAUAAAUUUGAAACAACAAAUACUUCAAAAACAGAUAAAAAUAAUUUAGAUGAAUUAUUUAAAAAACAAAAAUUUUAUUCAAUGGAAGAUGAUAUGAUUAAUAUUAUUGAUAGUUAUGAAAGUUUUGGAGAUCAAUGGUUUAUUGAAACAUUUGGAAAUUUAAGUCAAUGUUUUUUAUAUCUAAAUGAAGAAUCAUUAUUUAAUAAAAACUUUUUUAAAGUAAUUUCAAUGAUUGGUUCAACUAGAAAUAAUAAUAAUAAUAAUUUAGAUGAUGAUGAUAAUGAUGAUGAUAAUUGUUCAAUUACUUUAAUUUUUCAAUAUUCAUUUGAAAAUCGUAAAAGUAUUGAUUUUAAUGUUACAAAAUUAUUAUUUUAUUAUGAACAUGAAAUUAUGAAUCGAGAUAAAAAGAAAUUAACAUCAAAUAUUAAAACAUUAAUAUUUGAAUUUAUGUCAUCGAUGUAUAUCAAUCCAUAUAUGGUAUAUUCUCAAAAAUUAUUUUAUGAAUGUGGCUUAGAAAAUUCAGUUAAAAGUAUUUAUGCAUUUAAUCAACCUCAUUUAACAUUUUUACCAUACUUUUUCAGAGAUUGUAAACAAAUAGAAUUAAUGAGUCUUCAUACUGAUUAUCAAAAUACUUACGGUAGAGCAAUUAAUAAUGUAUCACAAUUUUCAAAUAAACUUCAAGAAAUGUCAUUAUCAAUACUUGAUGAUAAUUUAAUAGAUGAAUAUGUACCGAAUAUCGGUUAUUAUUUCUCACCAAUUGAAAAUCCACCACCAAAACAUUUCACUUUAAAUAUCAUAUUAAAAGAUGAUCAAAUGUGUAAUGACAUAUUUGGUAGUGGUGGUUUCAAUGAUAAAAAUAAUAAUUCAGUAUUAGAAUCAUUAUCAAUUUCAAUUGAUAAAUUGAAUUUAAAAUUUUUUAAACCAAUAGAGAAUAAUAAUAAUAAUAAUAAUAAAUUAUUUCCAAAUUUAAUUAAUAAAUUUUCAAUUAGAUUUUAUUUUAGUUAUAUGUCAACACCAUUGGAUGAUAUUAAUUAUUUUUCAAAAUUUUUCUCAAGUAAUGAUUUUCAAAAUGUUAAAUAUUUUAAUUUUACAAUUUUAAUUGAUUUUAAAAAAACUCAAACUAUCAAUAUAAAUACCCUUUCUGAUGAAGAUCAAUUAUUAGAAAUUUUGUUUGAAAAAGGUUUAAAAUAUUCAAGUUUACAAUUCAUUUCUAUUGAUUUUAAAUAUGAUUAUAUUGUUGGUGGUAAAUGUUUAUCUUUUAAUUUAUUAUCAAAAUUAUUAAACUCAAUUUCUUCAAAUAAAAAUAUAAAAGGUAUUUUAUUUGCUGGUUUAGAUAUAUCCAUUACAAAUCUUCCUGAUCAAUUACUUAAUUUUUCACUUUAUCCUUUUUCUUUAAAUGAAAAUGAAAAUAAAAAAUCAAUUUACUAUUUUAUUCAAUAA